AUGGAGGAGUUCUACGGCAUGGAGGUCUUCGUUGGCAAGACGGCAAAGCCCAGUAUUUCGGCUGAUCGCGUGCUGCACGUGACGCAGGUGGCGUUGCCGCCGAACGCGUCUCACGCCAUUACGCUGCUUGUCAAGGCGGAGGGCAAGUCGUUUGUGCUCGCGACGCUGGACCCGCACCGGGCGCUCUUCCACAUGAGCGUGGACAUGCUCUUCAGCGGCAAGCAGGAACUCGCUUUCACCUGCGAGGGUGCGGCUGGUGCCGUGCACGUCAUUGGGUACACGCAGCUAGCGGAGGAGGAGGAGGAGGAGGGGGAAGACAUGGACGACGAGGAUGACGAUGACAUGAUGACUGGCGAGGACGCGACAUAA
Molecule: messenger RNA, 369 nt
Organism: Leishmania braziliensis MHOM/BR/75/M2904
Lineage: Eukaryota; Euglenozoa; Kinetoplastea; Trypanosomatida; Trypanosomatidae
Product: putative RNA binding protein
Exons: 1
Coding region: 1-369 (122 amino acids)
Source: RefSeq, a predicted model, not a curated record